Molecule: messenger RNA, 1373 nt
Organism: Dicrocoelium dendriticum
Lineage: Eukaryota; Metazoa; Platyhelminthes; Trematoda; Plagiorchiida; Dicrocoeliidae
Source: the annotation of a GenBank genome assembly
GCUCUUCAAAUGGGGAAGCAUGGACGGAAUUUGAAAGCUUUGCUGCAUCCUCACUAUAUCGUAAACGUGUUACUGAGCAUAUUGUUUUUCGUCACGAAAACGGUGACCCCUAUUUGUUCUGCUCUCUACGAAAGCUGUGAAAUCAAUCUACAAGAAUAUGAGUUGUUGAUUUUUCUCGGCAGUUUUGUGGCUCUACGCAACAAACGACAAUUUUGUGUCACCGAUUACUUAUCACACUUUUGUCUGUUUGCGAAACUUGUUAACCUCCUUAUGUUCUGGAAGCAGAAUGUUGUGUAUGCCAUUGGUUUCGCGGUGCUGUGGCUUCUGCAAGCCUGCUUCCUUCCACAACCCAUGUAUGAGGGACCCGACCAAGUAUUGUAUCUUCGCGAUUCCACUUUUGAGCGGGAAGUCUUGCACGGAGACUCGAGGACAGCAUGGUUGGUCACCUUCUACACCGCAUGGUCUCCUGCUUGCAUCAGCUUGCAGCCGAUUUUUGCCGAAUUAUCUAAUGACUUUGGUUCAGAACAUUUGAAAUUUGGUAAACUGGACGUCGCACGCUACCCGGAAUUGGCCACUAAACACAACAUUGACACUUCUAGUUGGUCCAAACAGUUACCCACCAUCAUUUUGUUUCGUCACGGUCGUGAAACGGCCCGUCGACCAGCCAUCUUGGGUACAACGAAAAAGUCUGUACAAAAAUUUGUCUUCACUUGGGAGAACAUAAUCAAUGGUUUUUCUCUAACCGAACUUUAUUCUGAAUGUAAAAGGUCACACACUACCAACAAACACCUGCCAGUGGAAGAAAAGAAAUCCCAAUGAUUUACCUUGUCUUUACUAACACUUUACUUUCAGAACUCUUGCUGUAGAUUUUUAGCUAUUGUACUACUUUCGAAUCGGGCGUCUGGCCUAGUCUCGGUCCUUCUUCUCGAGAGGUGCAUACGGCAAUUCCUAAGAAUAGGUCGUUGACGCUGAUUCCAUUAUUUUACUUCGAAUACAAACUGAAUUACUUCAGUAACACUUUGGAAACAGUAUGUGAUCAAGACUCGCUUGUCUAGUAACCUGUGAAACUCUACGAACCAUUGUGUAGCGAAUUUUGGAUGAUGUGUUACCCACACAGCUGUAUUCAUCAAUCGAGACAUCUAGAUCCACAGUCACGCUUUCUCUCACCCGAUAUAACUUUACGUGAUUAAAACAUUGAAGAACAUCUGAUUUCUUAUGGAUCAUUGUGCUGUUUGACAAUUCGCGCAGCUCUGAGCCAAAUUUAUGUAAAUAUAUGUAUUCUGCAUUGAGUCAAUACUACUUCCUCUUCACUUUCCUCGGUCGAUUGGAUUUUCGGAAUUCGCACUGCUUUGCUUCUCUGGCCUAUCGUUAAG